AUGCCAAAAGCUACGACAUCCACAUUCCGAGUCAAUCCUACUUCAGCGGCCACUCGUCCCAAUAAGAAGAAUGGUCAAUCUUCUUCAACAGCGGCUGGUGCUUCAGGUGGUGCAGCAGGAGGAGCGAGGAAUCACCUUUUCGACACAGCUAGAUUCGGUCAACAUAUCUUGACGAAUCCUCUGGUAGCUCAAGGGAUAGUAGAUAAAGCCAAUUUGAAACCUACCGAUAUCGUACUGGAAGUAGGUCCAGGUACGGGUAAUCUGACAGUCAGGAUAUUGGCUGCUUGUAGGAAGGUGGUUGCUGUUGAGAUGGAUCCAAGGAUGGCUGCUGAAGUGCAAAAGAGAGUAUUAGGAAAACCCGAGCAGAAGAAAUUGGAAGUGAUGAUCGGUGAUUUUGUCAAAGCGGAUUUACCUUAUUUUGACGUUUGUAUAUCCAAUACUCCUUAUCAGAUCUCUUCCCCACUAGUGUUCAAAUUACUCUCUCAUCGACCUAUCCCCCGAUGCGCAGUUUUGAUGUUCCAACGUGAAUUCGCCUUACGUCUAGUGGCCAGUGCGGGAUCGAAACUGUGGGGUCGACUCGCAGCCAACGUCCAGCUCUAUGCGAGGGUAGAACAUAUAAUGAAAGUUGGUAAAGGUAAUUUCCGACCGCCUCCUCAAGUCGAAUCGUCUGUAGUCCGAAUAAUGCCCAGGGACCCACCUCCACCGGUUAAAUUUGAAGAGUUUGAUGGAUUGAAUAGAGUCAUCUUCAGUAGGAUGAAUAAAACUGUUAGAGCGAAUUUCAAGGCGAAGGGUGUGGCAGAACUGAUAGAGAGGAAUUAUAAAACUUGGUGUGCAGAGAAUGGUCAUAUAAUUGAAGAUGGAUUCGAUAUCAGAGAAAAGAUAGAUACGAUUUUGUUGGAUUCUGGAUAUGCGGAUAACAGAGCUGCCAAGAUGGAUGUGGACGAUUUGUUAAAGUUAUUGGCUGCUUUCAACGUCGAAGGGAUGUGA
This is a messenger RNA of Kwoniella botswanensis, 987 nucleotides long. Its product is annotated as dimethyladenosine transferase. The record is from RefSeq and is a predicted model, not a curated record. Lineage: Eukaryota; Fungi; Basidiomycota; Tremellomycetes; Tremellales; Cryptococcaceae. Bases 1 to 987 code for a protein of 328 amino acids. The transcript has 6 exons. Gene Ontology annotation, biological process: rRNA methylation. Gene Ontology annotation, molecular function: rRNA (adenine-N6,N6-)-dimethyltransferase activity.